AUGCGUUACCAUGGCUUUGUCGGAACUCUAUACGAAGAAAUACAAAUUCAUGCAUUCAUUAAUUUGCUCCUUCAGUACAACAGAGUGUGGAUACCGGAUGCAGAGCAUGUCUGGAAGUCAGCAGAGAUACUGAGAGACUUCAAACCUGGAGAUGAGGCUUUAGAACUGCAGCUUGACGAUGGCACUGAGAUGGUGUACCCCCUGGACAAAUCCAGUCCUCAGCUCCCUCACCUCCGCAACCCGGAUAUCCUGGUGGGAGAGAAUGAUCUGACAGCUCUCAGCUAUCUCCACGAGCCUGCCGUACUACACAAUCUCAAAGUGCGCUUCGUGGAGUCCAACAUUAUCUACAGCUACUGUGGAAUCAUCCUGGUGGCUGUUAACCCAUACAAGCAGCUUCACAUCUAUGGAGAUGCAGUCAUUCAGGCGUACUCUGGACAGAAGAUGGGAGCUAUGGAUCCUCACAUAUUCGCUGUGGCAGAGGAGGCUUACAAACAGAUGGCCAGGAACAAUAAGAACCAGUCUGUUAUAGUGAGUGGUGAGUCUGGAGCCGACAAGACCGUGUCUGCUAGGUAUGUCAUGAGGUACAUCGCUAUGGUCAGCAAGUCUAGCAGCAAAACACACGUGGAAGACAAAGUUCUGGCAUCCAACCCAAUAACUGAGGCUAUUGGAAAUGCCAAGACGGCCAGGAACGACAACAGCAGUCGCUUUGGGAAGUACACAGAGAUCAGCUUCGACAGGAGAUAUCAGAUCAUCGGUGCCAACAUGAGGACGUAUCUCAUGGAGAAAUCUAGAGUGGUUUCCCAGUCAGAGAACGAGAGAAACUACCAUAUCUUCUACCAGAUGUGUGCCUGUGCAGAGCAGUCUGAGUUCAAGAGCCUGAGAUUGUUGAGUGCAGAUGAGUUCAGGUACACCUGCAUGGGCGGGGAGACGGGUAUCGAGGGGGUGGACGACAGGAAGGACAUGGAAGAGACACGCAGGACCUUCUCGCUGUUGGGGUUAACGGAGGACUUCCAGUCGGAUGUGUUCAAGGUGCUGGCUGGGAUUCUACACCUGGGGAAUGUGGAGAUCAGAAACGUUGGAUCAGACAGAUCAUCAGUUAGUUCCAGUGAUCAACACCUAGCUGCUUUCUGUGACCUUCUCGGGGUCAGUCCUGAUGGUGUUACCCGUUGGCUGUGCCAUCGCAGGAUAGCCAUGGUGGCAGAGACGGUGGUGAAGCCGGUGCCCAGUGAACGCGCUGUGAACUCCAGAGAUGCCCUCGCCAAGCAGAUCUAUGCCCACCUGUUCGACUGCGUCAUCCAGAAGAUCAAUGCAGCCCUGCAGGUGCCAGGGAAACAGCACUCCUUCAUAGGAGUACUGGACAUCUAUGGGUUUGAAACAUUUGAUGAACAGUUUUGCAUCAACUAUGCCAAUGAGAAGCUUCAGCAAGAGUUUAUGAAACAGAACUCUCCGCGUCAGAAGAAGAACUGCUUGCAGAACUUUGACUUGUCUGAACAUAGACAGAUCUUCAGUGAUCUGGCCAUCCGUAUCUACCACCAGUUUAUAUCUGUUAUGGAGAAGGCUCUUAUGCCUAUGAUCGUUCCCUGUAUGCUGGAGCACGAGAGUCUCCAGGACAUCUCUAGUAUGAAGCCUACAGGUUUCCGUAAGCGUUCCAGCAGCAUCUAUGAGGACCAGGAGGUCUGCACCAUCUACUCUCUCCUCCAGCAGCUCAGUCUGUACCACAGCACUAUGAGUCAGCACGGCAUGGAGGAGGGGCUGGUCAGACAGGCUGUGAAACAGACCUUCUUCCUGGUGGGUGCGGACACACUCAACAACCUCCUGCUACGCAAAGACAUGUGCUCCUGUAGGAAGGGCAUGCAGAUCAGGUGUAACAUAAGUCACCUGGAGGCGUGGCUAAAGGAGAAGGACCUAGUGCAGGGUACCAUGGCUACUCUGAAGCCUCUGUGUCAGGCUGCCUGGCUGCUGCAGGUCAACAAGACCACUGAUGACGACAUCAAAGACAUCACAGAGCAAUGCUCAGAACUCAGCCCUGUACAGAUUGUCAAGAUUUUGAACUCUUACACGCCCACUGAUGAUUUUGAGAAAAGGGUGGCACCGUUGUUCGUCCGCAAAAUUCAGGGCUUGCUCCAAGACCGUGAGGGGGGAUCCUCCCAGCUGAUGCUGGAUACCCAGUAUCGUUUCCAAGUAACCUUCCCCUUCACCCUGUCCUCUCAGGCCCUGGAGCUACUGGAGAUACCAUCCAGCCUCAGACUGGGCUUCCUCACCAGGAUCUAACCUCUAACCCCUGACCUCUGACCCCUUCACCGUGUCCUCUCAGGCCCUGGAGCUACUGGAGAUACCAUCCAGCCUCAGACUGGACUUCCUCACCAGGAUCUAACCUCUAACCCCUGACCUCUGACCCCUUCACCCUGUCCUCUCAGGCCCUGGAGCUACUGCAGAUACCAUCCAGCCUCAGACUGGGCUUCCUCACCAGGAUCUAACCCCUGACCUCUGACCCAUUCACCCCGUCCUCUCAGGCCCUGGAGCUACUGGAGAUACCAUCUAGCCUCAGACUGGGCUUCCUCACCAGGAUCUAACCCCUGAUCUCUGACCCAUUCACCCCGUCCUCUCAGGCCCUGGAGCUACUGCAGAUACCAUCCUGCCUCAGACUGUGCUUCCUCACCAGGAUCUAACCUCUGACCCCUGACUAGAGAAGCGGUCCAGUAACCUAAAGGUGGCUGGUUUUUAAUCCCAGUGAUGACAGGGGAAAAGCUGUCAGAAGAGGAAGUUGCCGCUUUCUACUAGAGUCUCAGGUGGCUCCGACUGCCAUUGUGUCCUUGAGCAAGGCACUCCUAACCAAUCAAUCAAUCAAUCAAUCAAUCAAAUGUAUUUAUGAAGCUCUUCUUACAUCAGCCGAUGUCACAAAGUGCUGUACAGAAACCCAGUCUAAAACCACAAACAGCAAAAGCAAUGCAGAUGUAGAAGCACAUUGGCUCCAGGGACGCUGCUCUAAAACCAACCUUUUACAAUCAUCACAGUAAUUAUGAAUCCAAAUAACCAAAGAUCCUUUUAAACGAAUGCGUGUUUUGAUUUACACUUGUCAUACAGUUUGAUAGAAAUAUUAAGAUGACUCCUGACGAAUGUCCGAUGUACAGCAAAAAUGCAGAUGCUGUUGCGGAGUGAUUUUUCUACUGCUCGGCAGUAUAACGAGAAACCUUACUUUCUCAGUUCAGAUGAGAUGACGAAUGUGAACCGUGUUGCUUUUUAAAAUAUUGUCUGUGUAAAUUGAGAAUGUGACCACUCAAUGUUAUUGAGUAUCAUGCACAGUAAAUAAAUAAAACAUGGCUUGUUUUUUGUUUUUAAGAUACUUUUGGGGGGGGGUUAUACCACAUAUAAGUAUUUCAUAUUUAAAUUAUAAAAAACAUGUGCCUAAAAUUAAUUAUAUGAAUAAAGUAUUUUAUUAGUUGAUAAUGAUUCUAUUUGUAAGGGAUUUUUUUUUUUUACACAACUACAAAUGUAUUAUACAAGAGCACUUUAGAUCUGCAAAUGAUACAGUAGGACCAGGGUUAGUCCAAACCUCUUUCUGAUACAGUAGGACCAGGGUUAGUCCAAACCUCUUUCUGAUACAGUAGGACCAGGGUUAGUCCAAACCUCUUUUUGAUACAGUAGGACCAGGGUUGGUCCAAACCUCUCUUUGAUACUGUAGGACCAGGGUUAGUCCAAACCUCUUUUUGAUACAGUAGGACCAGGGUUAGUCCAAACCUCUUUUUGAUACAGUAGGACCAGGGUUAGUCCAAACCUCUUUUUGAUACAGUAGGACCAGGGUUAGUCCAAACCUCUUUUUGAUACAGUAGGACCAGGGUUAGUCCAAACCUCUCUUUCUGAUACAGUAGGACCAGGGUUAGUCCAAACCUCUUUCUGAUACAGUAGGUCCAGGGUUAGUCCAAACCUGUCUUUGAUACAGUAGGACCAGGGUUAGUCCAAACCUCUUUCUGAUACAGUAGGACCAGGGUUGGUCCAAACCUCUUUCUGAUACAGUAGGACCAUGGUUAGUCCAAACCUCUCUUUGAUACAGUAGGACCAGGGUUAGUCCAAACGUCUCUUUGAUACAGUAGGACCAGGGUUAGUCCAAACCUCUUUGAUACAGUAGGACCAGUGUUAGUCCAAACCUCUCUUUGAUACAG
Messenger RNA from Oncorhynchus mykiss (rainbow trout), 4160 nucleotides. Lineage: Eukaryota; Metazoa; Chordata; Actinopteri; Salmoniformes; Salmonidae. The record is from RefSeq and is a predicted model, not a curated record.